AUGCUUAGAAAUACCAGCACAUUAAGAUCGUUUAUCAGAACACAGUCGACGCGCCCAUAUCCUGUAAAUGUUGAGGCAGUUUACUAUUCUCCUCUAAAACUGCCUAUCAAAUAUGGCGAUUUAGUUGCGGACAUUCAGUUAAGAUCGUAUGACAAUGAAAACCUCGAUUUUUAUUCAGACUUCAUACUUAGAACGGGUUACUACUUAGGUAUCCCACUAACAGGUCCCAAACCUUUGCCCACGAGAAGAGAGCGGUGGACGGUAAUAAAAUCACCAUUCGUGCACGCUAAAUCCAAAGAAAAUUUCGAAAGACAUACGCAUAAGAGACUCAUCAGGGCCUGGGAUACGAACCCAGAAGUGCUGCAGUUGUUGAUAUCUUACAUUACAAAACACUCUAUGGCAGGUGUUGGAAUGAAAUGUAACUUCUUUCAAAAGUCCGAAAUAUCGGUAAACUUUGAUUCGGAGGCUAAUGACAUCGAAAAAUCAUUAAGCAACGUUAGUGAUUUAUAUUCCCUCGGAAACGAUGAUAAAGUUCAAAGUAGUGCUGUCGGUGAAAAGGUGCUGGAACUAUUGAAUAGCCCUGAUUUUAAAAAGCAUUUGGAAAAGAAGUAA
Molecule: messenger RNA, 612 nt
Organism: Saccharomyces paradoxus
Lineage: Eukaryota; Fungi; Ascomycota; Saccharomycetes; Saccharomycetales; Saccharomycetaceae
Gene: RSM10
Product: mitochondrial 37S ribosomal protein uS10m
Exons: 1
Coding region: 1-612 (203 amino acids)
Biological process (GO): translation
Cellular component (GO): mitochondrion; ribosome; small ribosomal subunit
Molecular function (GO): structural constituent of ribosome
Source: RefSeq, a predicted model, not a curated record